UAAUUUAUUCCAACGCUCUCCUCUCCUCAAUAAAGGAAGCGACAAAGUCGUCUCUCCUUCCCCCACUCCCGUCACUUCCCCUCCAAUUGACAGGCUUCGCCUCCAUUGACCCACAACUCCUCUCCGCCUCCGCAGGCAACAGCAGCAGAAGGCAUGAAGGUACAGUGCGACGUCUGCGCGGCAGAGGCCGCCGAGGUGUACUGCUGCGCCGACGAAGCCGCGCUCUGCGACCGCUGCGACCGUCACGUCCACCGCGCUAACCGGCUCGCCGGCAAGCACCACCGCUUCUCGCUCCUCCACCCUUCCUCUUCCGCCCAAUCCCCGCCGCUUUGCGAUGUUUGUAAGGAGAAGAGGGGGCUGCUCUUCUGCCAGGAGGACCGCGCGAUCUUGUGCAGGGACUGCGACGUCCCGAUCCACAGCGCCACCGCGCUCACCAUGAAGCACAACAGGUUCCUCCUUACCGGCCUCAGCGUCUCGGCCGCUCCGCUCCCGCCGUCGCUGUCCGCGGAGGCCGAGGCGGUGGACUGUCUGCGCGGCAGCGGCGUGAGGGCCAAGAGCAGCAGCAGCAGCAGCUCAGCCACCACGGCGGCGACCACGAACAGCAACAGCAGCAGCAUCUCAGAGUACCUGAUCAAGAUGCUGCCGGGGUGGCACGUCGAGGACUUCCUGACCGACGACGAUGCCGUGCAUGCCUUGUGCAAGACGGAGGAAGAGGAGGAGGUCGAGCCGCUGUGUGGAUCGAACGCCAUUGGUGGGGCUCUUCCAGUUCCUCGAGUCCCGCAUUGGUUCUCAGGCGGCGAGGGAAUCGGGCUGGAGCAGGUGGAGUUGAAGGCAAGCAGCCGCAACAAGAGGCCGAGGAUAUCAGUAAGGUACCUGUAGCAAACGUGUAAUCACACAAAACAAUGGUCAGAUUUCACCGAGAGGAUGAACACAAUCAACAAUCCCAGCUGUGAGACGCAUUCUUUUUGAGCUUUCGGGGUGCCCAGCGCUGUUAAGCUGUCUGCCCCUCUCCGAAUGAGAAAGCUUUCAUGACGCCGAAACUAGUAGAGUUACCUGUGUGGUUGGACAUGCUUAGUACCAUGUACCUUUUUUCUUCUCCUUCUCCUUUUCCAGCCUUUUGGCCAUUUUUAUCCUGAUUUUUUUUCUUCUCUUUCUUCUUUCUUUACUAUGAGAAGGAACGAUAGAGAGAGGGUAGUCCAUCUCAGGAUGCAUCUGUUGUGGCCAACUCCAUCAGUUGUUAAUUAAAUUGAUCUGAUGCGUGUCAUUUGUAUUA
Musa acuminata AAA Group (dessert banana) is the source of this 1273-nucleotide messenger RNA. Its product is annotated as B-box zinc finger protein 20. Gene Ontology annotation, cellular component: nucleus. Gene Ontology annotation, molecular function: zinc ion binding. Gene Ontology annotation, biological process: regulation of DNA-templated transcription; photomorphogenesis. The transcript has 3 exons. The record is from RefSeq and is a predicted model, not a curated record. Lineage: Eukaryota; Viridiplantae; Streptophyta; Magnoliopsida; Zingiberales; Musaceae. The coding region runs from base 154 to 879 and encodes 241 amino acids.